This is a messenger RNA of Ananas comosus (pineapple), 2782 nucleotides long. Its product is annotated as cell division cycle protein 48 homolog. Gene Ontology annotation, biological process: mitotic spindle disassembly; retrograde protein transport, ER to cytosol; autophagosome maturation. The record is from RefSeq and is a predicted model, not a curated record. The coding region runs from base 122 to 2551 and encodes 809 amino acids. Gene Ontology annotation, cellular component: VCP-NPL4-UFD1 AAA ATPase complex; nucleus; cytosol. The transcript is spliced from 9 exons. NCBI's taxonomy places the organism in Eukaryota, Viridiplantae, Streptophyta, Magnoliopsida, Poales, Bromeliaceae. Gene Ontology annotation, molecular function: polyubiquitin modification-dependent protein binding; ATP binding; ATP hydrolysis activity.
CACCUCACCGCUAUAAUAAUCCGCUGCUCUCCUUCACCUCCCAUCGACCGCUCUAUAUACCAGUCCUUCCAGAACCUUCUUCUUCAUCUUUCCUCUCUCUCUCUCUCUCUCUCUCUCUCCCAUGGCGAGUCACGGAGAAUCGUCCUCGGCCGAUCCGAAAGCGAAAAAGGAUUAUAGCACGGCGAUUUUGGAACGGAAGAAGGCGCCCAACCGUUUGGUCGUCGAUGAGGCGAUCAACGACGAUAACUCCGUCGUCGCCAUGCACCCGGAGACGAUGGAGAAGUUGCAGCUCUUCAGGGGGGACACCGUCCUCUUGAAGGGUAAGAAACGAAGAGAUACGAUUUGCAUUGUGCUUGCCGAUGAUACAUGCGAGGAGCCUAAAAUCAGAAUGAACAAGGUUGUAAGGAAGAAUCUUAGGGUAAGGCUUGGCGACGUGGUUUCUGUCCAUCAGUGCCAGGAUGUGAAGUACGGGAAGCGCGUGCACAUAUUGCCUAUUGAUGAUACCAUUGAAGGCAUCACUGGGAACCUGUUUGAUGCCUUCUUGAAGCCAUAUUUCCUUGAGGCGUAUCGUCCGGUAAGAAAAGGGGAUCUCUUUCUUGUUAGGGGUGGAAUGAGAAGUGUGGAAUUCAAGGUCAUAGAUACUGACCCUUCUGAAUACUGCAUCGUCGCUCCUGACACAGAAAUUUUCUGUGAGGGAGAACCUGUGAAGAGGGAGGAUGAGGAAAGACUCGACGAAGUGGGCUAUGAUGAUGUAGGUGGAGUCCGGAAACAGAUGGCUCAAAUAAGAGAGCUAGUUGAACUUCCUCUUAGGCACCCUCAGCUCUUCAAGUCUAUCGGUGUAAAGCCCCCAAAGGGGAUCUUGCUGUAUGGACCACCUGGCUCUGGAAAAACACUGAUAGCUAGAGCUGUUGCUAAUGAGACGGGUGCGUUCUUCUUUUGCAUUAAUGGUCCAGAGAUCAUGUCAAAACUAGCAGGAGAAAGUGAGAGCAAUCUCAGAAAGGCUUUUGAAGAAGCAGAGAAGAAUGCUCCGUCGAUCAUCUUCAUUGACGAGCUCGAUUCAAUAGCUCCUAAGAGAGAGAAGACCCAUGGAGAAGUUGAGAGGCGCAUAGUUUCUCAGCUCUUGACUCUAAUGGAUGGGUUAAAGGCCCGUUCACAUGUCAUUGUGAUUGGAGCUACAAAUAGGCCCAACAGUAUUGACCCGGCUCUUAGAAGGUUCGGGAGGUUUGACAGGGAAAUCGACAUUGGGGUACCUGAUGAAGUUGGGCGUCUAGAGGUCCUUCGUAUUCACACUAAGAACAUGAAGCUGGCUGAAGAUGUUGACUUAGAAAGAAUUGCGAAAGACACUCACGGAUAUGUUGGAGCUGAUCUAGCUGCUCUUUGCACUGAAGCUGCUCUUCAAUGCAUACGAGAAAAGAUGGAUAUUAUAGAUUUAGAAGACGAGUCAAUCGAUGCGGAGAUACUUAACUCCAUGGCUGUCACAAAUGAACAUUUCAAGACUGCUCUUGGAACCAGCAAUCCAUCUGCCCUCCGUGAAACUGUUGUUGAAGUGCCAAAUGUCACCUGGGAUGAUAUUGGUGGGCUUGAUAAUGUUAAAAGGGAGCUGCAGGAGACUGUUCAAUACCCAGUGGAACAUCCUGAGAAGUUUGAGAAGUUUGGAAUGUCUCCCUCCAAGGGGGUCUUGUUUUAUGGACCUCCAGGUUGUGGGAAGACCUUGUUGGCUAAGGCCAUUGCUAAUGAAUGUCAGGCAAACUUUAUCAGUGUUAAAGGUCCUGAGCUACUUACAAUGUGGUUCGGUGAGAGUGAAGCAAAUGUCCGUGAAAUUUUUGAUAAGGCUCGCCAAUCGGCACCAUGUGUCCUCUUCUUCGAUGAGCUCGAUUCGAUUGCAACUCAGAGGGGAAGCAGUGUUGGUGAUGCUGGAGGUGCUGCUGAUCGUGUCCUGAAUCAGCUCCUGACAGAGAUGGACGGCAUGACUGCCAAAAAGACUGUGUUCAUCAUCGGGGCAACUAAUAGGCCCGACAUUAUAGAUCCAGCGCUGCUGAGGCCAGGUCGUCUCGACCAGCUGAUUUAUAUCCCACUACCUGAUGAGGCCUCUAGGUACCAGAUCUUCAAAGCUUGCCUGAGAAAAUCCCCAGUGGCUAAGGAUGUUGACCUUAGGGCCCUUGCUAAGUACACGCAAGGGUUCAGCGGUGCAGACAUUACAGAGAUUUGUCAGCGUGCUUGCAAAUACGCCAUUAGAGAAAACAUUGAAAAGGACAUCGAGAGGGAGAGGCGGCGGCAGGAGAACCCUGAGGCAAUGGAAGAAGACGACACCGACGAGGUUGCUGAGAUCAAGGCCGUCCAUUUCGAGGAGUCGAUGAAGUACGCUCGUCGGAGCGUCAGCGAUGCUGAUAUCCGCAAGUAUCAGGCCUUUGCGCAGACUCUGCAGCAGUCGAGGGGGUUCGGCACUGAGUUCCGCUUCGCUGAGCGGUCAGAUGCUGGGGCAGCCACCGCCGGGUCCGAUCCUUUUGCCUCGGCGGCUGCACCGGCUGAUGAUGAUGAUCUAUACAGUUAGUUUGUGAUCGGCCCGUAUAGUGGUACUUGUUGUCAGCUGUGUUCAUACACUAGCAGUAUAAUAUGUCCUUUGUUCUGAUGUGCUUUUCUUUCCCGACUGAAAAAAUCACACACAAUUCAAAAAGUUUGGGAUCCUGUAAUGGUGGUCGCCAUCAGCUGAACUGCUUGGGAUUAGAAAAUGUUGUUGAUGUUGUUGAUUUUAAAACACAAGUCACUCAAGUCUCUUUGGUGA